Messenger RNA from Monoraphidium neglectum, 2727 nucleotides. RefSeq lists its product as hypothetical. Lineage: Eukaryota; Viridiplantae; Chlorophyta; Chlorophyceae; Sphaeropleales; Selenastraceae. Gene Ontology annotation, molecular function: protein binding. The record is from RefSeq and is a predicted model, not a curated record. The transcript is spliced from 12 exons. Gene Ontology annotation, cellular component: SCF ubiquitin ligase complex. Bases 1 to 2727 code for a protein of 908 amino acids. Gene Ontology annotation, biological process: SCF-dependent proteasomal ubiquitin-dependent protein catabolic process.
AUGCAAGGAGACGCAGCCCCCUCCACCGCUGCCCCGCCGGCCCCGCCCAGCAGCCCUGGCGACGGCGGCACGCCGGAGCAGCAGCAGCAGCAGCAGCAGCAGCAGCAGCAGCAGCAGCAGCAGUGGCCCGGCGAGCAGCAGCCCGUGGGGUCCGUGGCGCGCGUGCUGUGCUGCAGCGACCUGGUGAAGUCGAUCCUGGGCGGCAUCGGCGUGCACAGCAUCUGCGCCUGCGCGGCCGUCUGCCGGCUGUGGCGCCAGGUUGCUGACUCAGACAGCUUCUGGGAGGAGGUCACCUUUGACACGGCGCGGCCGGUGACACGGGAGCAGCUGCUGGCCGUGCUGGCGCGCCACCGCGGUAUCCGCCGCCUCGCCCUGCUUGACGUGCUGCGCGACGAGGGCCCCGGCGACAGGCGCCAGCUCGGCUGCGCGCUGUCGCGCAUGACGAGGCUGGCGUCCCUGCGUGUGUCUGGCGCCACGCUGCAGCCCAAGAGCGCCACCCUCCUCUUGGCCGCGCCCCGCCUCAAGGCCCUGCGCCUGGAGUUCGUCAAGCUUGCCAGCGGCGACGACCACAAGCAGAACGCGGGCCUGCACCGCGAGGCCAUCUUGUCGCACCCCCUCCUGGAGACCCUCGAAUUGGACGGCUGCGACAUCAAGAGGCUCUCCCUGCGCUGCGCGUCGCUGCGCCAGCUGUCCAUCCACGCCAGCGGCGUGGCCUUUAUGUCCCCGGCCGCCCUGCCCGCGCUGACGUCACUGGAGCUCUCCGGCUGCCACGCGCUGUCGGACGGCAGCCUGAGGGAGGCGCUGGCCUCGCUGAGCGCGCUGCGGCGCGUGUCGGUGUCUGGCGGGAUGGGCGUCAGCGACGAGACGCUGCGGGCGGCGGCGGGCGCGCUGCCGGCGCUGGAGGUGCUUGCGCUGCAGGCGUGCGGCACGGCGCUGGCGUUCAACGGGCUGCAGGGCUUCCCCGCGCUCACGCGGCUCGAGCUGCGCGCCUGCGAGGGCGUCGCGGACGGCGCGCGGCUGGCGGCGGUGCUGGAGGGCAGCCCCCGCCUGGAGGAGCUGCUGCUGGACGGGGGCGUGCAACUGCACACACUGACUGUGCAGCACCCCUGGAUCAAGGCGGGGUGCCGCGCGCUGCGCUCCCUCACCCUCCGCUGCCGCCAGCUGCGCCGCCUGUGCCUUGACCCGCCGCAGCCGGGGCUGCCCGGCUGCACCUCGCUGCACGCGCUCACCCUCCAGUCCGACGUGAUGCGGCGGCUGGAGCUGCGCGCCCUGCCCGGACUGCUCACGGUGCGGCUGGACUGCCCGCUGCUGUCCGAGUUUGCGGCGGCGGACUGCGACGCGCUGCUGGCGUCGGGGCUCGCGGCGGCGAUCCGCGGGCGCCACGCGCCGGGCGCAGCCACGGGCGGCGAGGGCGCCCCCAUGUUGGAGUGCCUGCGGCUGGAGGGCUGCGGCGGACUGCGGGACCUUGGCCUGGAGCACAGGACCGUGCGCCGCCUGCUCAUCUCCGGCUGCCCCCGCCUGGCCGGCCUGACGGCCGCCCUGCCGGCGCUCGCUGAGCUGGCGCUGGAGGACUGCCCGGAACUGCGACAACUGGCGCUGCGCGACGCAGCGCUGCGCGCGCUGGCACUCGGCGCGUGCAGCGCGCUGCACAGCCUGGCGCUGACGGCGCCCCAGCUCACCUCCCUGGACCUGCGCGGCUGCGGCAGCCUGGAGCGCCUCGCCCUGGCCUGCCGCAGCCUGCAGCACCUGGACGCCACCUUCUGCGGGGCCUGGUCGGACGACACCCUCCGCGACCUGGCCGGCGGUGGCAACGGGGGUGGCGGCGGCCACUUGCCUUUGCCCGGCGGCCCCAGCGGCGGCGUGGUGCCGAGCGGCGGCGGCGGCGGCGGCGGCGGGGGAGGGGCCGGGGCGCCGCCGCCCCUGCGGCGGCUGGUGCUGUCUGUGUGCCCGCGGAUCACCAGCGCCGGCCUGGCGGCGCUGUCGGCCCUCACCGCGCUGCGCCACCUCGACCUAUCCUAUUCGGAGGUCUCCGACGCCGCCCCCAUAUUCGAGGCCUGCCCGCGCCUCACGUCGCUCACGCUGUCGUCCUGCAAGCACCUCGAGCCCUCCUCCCUACUGCGGCUCUGCGGCGGCGGCGGUAGCGACGGGGACGGCGGCGGCGGCGGCGGCGACGGCGGCGCGUGGGGCGGGGAUGGCGGCGGGGUGCAGGAUCGGCCACGCCGAGGUGGGCGCGGCGGCGCACCGAUCACGGCAGAACCGGCAUCGGCGGCGGCGGCGGCGGCGGCGGGGCCAGUGGCGCUGCCGGAGCUGCGGGAGCUGGACCUGUCGUACUGCCCCCUGCCCGGCUGGCUGGCGGACGCGCUCCCGCUGCGCUGCGGCCGGCUGACGGCGCUGCACCUCAACGGCGUUGGCGGCGCCACCGCCGGCGUGUGGCGCGCGCUCGCGCGGGGGCCGGGGGGCGGGCGCGCACAUGCGGACGGGAACGGGCAUGCAGAGGCGGAGGCGGCGGCGGGGGCGGCAAUUAUGGAGCUCGACGGGGUUUCUGAUGCGGAGGGGGCGCCUGCGGCCGGCGGCCCGGGCGACGCGGGGCGCGACGGCAGGGACGAGGGCAGCGGCGGGGGCGGACGGCGUGGCGGCAGCAUGCUGGAGUCGCUGAGCUUGCCUCCCACUGCGCCGGGCCCGCGGCCUGGCGGCCGCCCGCGUGGCGCCCGGCGCCGUGCGCGCUGA